AUGUCAAAUGUUACGUCGCAAAACGUGUUAGAGACUCGCACCCUAGCGGAACUUCUUUCAAGUCGACAAAACGCUACCGUAGUUGUCGAAGCGUUACUUAGUGUGAUUUUGAAUAUAGCAGCCUUGUUUUUGAACUGCGUCCUGUGCUGGGCGGCUUACAAGAACCAUCGUCUUCGACGAAUGACAAGUGUUUAUGUCCUCGUACUCGCUCUUACCGAUCUCCUCACCGCUGGGCUGGUGAUGCCGUUUAUGUGUGAUGUCAGCAUUUACGGAGAGUGGAGGUACUCUUGGUCCGCUUGUCAAUUUCAAGCAUUCUGUUGCGUCGUGCUAGCUUACAUCGCUCAACUUAUGUUCCCACUGACGGCUAUCAAUCGCUACGUUCGGGUACUGCGUCCUCGGAUUUAUUCGAAGCUUUUCGUAAGGAAGUAUACCUUGCUGUCAAUCAUCAUCGUGUCACUUUGUGCAAUCAUUGCUCCGUUGCCUUACCUUCUUAGGGGCCAUACUUUCACUUUUCAUCCAGGAAUGAUGAUCUGUUUUUAUGCCAUCGAAAAUUCUAGAGAAAAACAAUCAAUUUAUCGAAUUGUUUUCUUCACAAUCUUACCCAUGGUAAUCGUCGCUUUUUGCUAUUUUCGAAUAUACAACUCUGUCAAAAAGCACUCAAAGAUGGUGCACAGCGUCAGAACAGACCUCCGCCGCAACACGAAUGAUUCUUUUGCCAUGGAAACUAAAGUCCAUCGCCUUGGCAAUGUGCCAGAUAUGACAGUCACUUCUAUAUCAAGCAAUAGGCUAUCACUUGACGAUAUUUCGAUGACAAAAACAUUGUUUGCUAUUAUUUUUGCUUUCUUUGUAUGCUGGACCCCUCUUUAUAUCAUCACAGCUAUAGAUACAGCGAAUGGAGCAUUUGAUCUUCCAAGGCAAGCAUACUUUUUUGCCACGUACCUAGUUGGGUUAAGCAGUAUUAUCAAUCCUCUGAUAUUCGGAUACAUGAACGCUACGUUCAGGGAAGAAUGCAAAAUGCUUAUAAAAGCGCUGGGAUCGAAGAGGCCUCUUCAAGUAAGAGCGGUCGAUAAUUAA
Molecule: messenger RNA, 1074 nt
Organism: Porites lobata
Lineage: Eukaryota; Metazoa; Cnidaria; Anthozoa; Scleractinia; Poritidae
Source: the annotation of a GenBank genome assembly